Messenger RNA from Phascolarctos cinereus (koala), 948 nucleotides. RefSeq names its product olfactory receptor 6T1-like. Gene Ontology annotation, cellular component: membrane. NCBI's taxonomy places the organism in Eukaryota, Metazoa, Chordata, Mammalia, Diprotodontia, Phascolarctidae. Gene Ontology annotation, biological process: G protein-coupled receptor signaling pathway. Gene Ontology annotation, molecular function: olfactory receptor activity; G protein-coupled receptor activity. The record is from RefSeq and is a predicted model, not a curated record.
AUGUAUCCAGAGAACUGGACCCAGGUAACAGAAUUUGUGCUGAUCGGUUUCCCUGGUAGCUGGACCCUACAAAUCACACUGUUCCUGGGGCUUCUGGUGACAUAUGUGGUGACAGUCACAGGGAAUUUCCUCAUCAUUGUGCUUAGCUUUUCUGACCAUCGCCUGCACACCCAGAUGUAUUUUUUCUUGAGAAAUCUGUCCCUCCUAGAGCUGGUAUUAGUCUCCGUUGUUGUACCUAAGAUCCUGGUCAGCAUCCUCACCAGGGACUACUCUAUCUCCUUUGCUGGCUGCAUCAUGCAGUCCUACUUCUAUUUCCUCCUAGGCACCACAGACUUCUUCCUCUUGGGUAUGUCCCUUGACCGAUAUCUGGCCAUCUGCCGUCCAUUACACUAUGAGACUCUGAUGAAUCGUCCCAUCUGUGUCCGACUAGUGAUAGCCUCCUGGAUUGCUGGUUUCCUUUGGGUUCUCUCUCCUACCAUCCUCAUGGCUAGCUUGCCUUUCUGUGGCCCCAAUGUCAUUGACCACUUCUUCUGUGACAGCUGGCCACUUAUGCGGCUCUCUUGUGGAAAUACCCAACUUCUAGAGUUAGUGGCCUUUAUACUUUCCACAGCUGUUCUUCUGGGCUCCCUAGUACUGACUUCUGUCUCCUAUGCAUGUAUCCUUGCUACUGUCCUCCAGACUCCAUCAGCCACAGAACGGAAGAAGGCUUUUUCUACCUGUGCUUCACAUCUCACCAUGGUUGUCAUCGUCUAUGGCAGCUCCAUCUUCCUUUAUAUCCGCACAUCAGAGGCCCACUCUAUGCUCCUUAAUAAAGGAGUCUCAGCGCUGGGAUGCAUCAUCACCCCACUUCUGAAUCCAUUCAUCUUUAGCCUCCGUAACGAUAAGGUGAAGCAGGCCCUAGGAGAUGCCUUGAGAUGGCAUAGGAAUAUAGGCAACAGAAGGCUGUAA